UCACCGCCCAACACCGUUUUCUGGUUUCGCGAGCGGCUCCACACUCGAAAACCCUAGGUGAGAGCGAUUGACAGAGGUUAAAAAUGGUUCAACGACUAACAUAUCGGAAACGUCACAGCUAUGCCACCAAAUCGAACCAACAUCGGAUCGUCAAAACGCCCGGUGGAAAAUUGGUGUACCAGACCACAAAGAAGAGAGCAAGUGGUCCUAAGUGCCCUGUUACUGGCAAGAGGAUUCAAGGGAUCCCACACUUGAGACCUGCUGAAUAUAAGAGGUCAAGAUUAGCACGUAACAGGAGGACUGUGAACCGGGCUUAUGGUGGUGUGCUGUCUGGUGGUGCUGUUAGAGAGAGAAUUAUUCGAGCAUUUUUGGUUGAAGAGCAAAAGAUUGUGAAAAAGGUCUUGAAGAUUCAGAAGGCAAAGGAAAAGCAAGCCUCUAGAAGUUAAGAUUGAAAUAUCCAAUGUCUUGGAUGAUUUAUGGAAACAGCCAAUGUUAGUGAUUAAAGAAAAGUACUGAGGGCAUUCCAAUUUGAAUCUUGUAUUUUGUUUUUGGUUUGUGUGAACUAUUUUUCUAAGCUUUAUUUAGGAGUUACACUGCAAUUUUGUUCGGUUUUUUUUUUAUUUUUUAUUUUAUCUUUGAUGCUUUCUUGAAGUCUUUCUUGGUUGACAUGUCUAAUGAUAUUACGUGGUUAUUGCUAUUACUGGGAUAUUUACAAGUUGUA
Messenger RNA from Manihot esculenta (cassava), 721 nucleotides. Its product is annotated as 60S ribosomal protein L34. The transcript has 4 exons. Gene Ontology annotation, cellular component: ribosome; cytosolic large ribosomal subunit. Gene Ontology annotation, molecular function: structural constituent of ribosome. Bases 84 to 446 code for a protein of 120 amino acids. NCBI's taxonomy places the organism in Eukaryota, Viridiplantae, Streptophyta, Magnoliopsida, Malpighiales, Euphorbiaceae. Gene Ontology annotation, biological process: ribosome biogenesis; translation. The record is from RefSeq and is a predicted model, not a curated record.